AUGGGUGAAAGCUGCUACCAAUCUCUAGUACUCCCCAGCCUCCAGCCUGAAGACGAACCGGGCACUGAAGCCUGUGUGCUCAGCAGCGCCCCCUCUGGCUACAGACCUGCUAUUAACGUGAUGGACAUGAUGGAACACCAUCCCUCCCCCCAACGCACCGCUGCCGGCGUCCCCGGGCCUCAGCGCUGCACAACGCUCUCCAUAACGUACGGACACAACGCCCUAAUCCGAAUCCCCCAGGAGCGCUUCCAGCCCUCCGCUCCUCCACCACCGUCUGCCCUGCCCACCCCCGACCGCGCGCCAGCGGCAGCCGACACGUUCCAGAAGAUCCAGCUCUCGUCGUCGGAUGAUGAUGAGGAGUGUGGUGGUGAUGAAGGCCCGGGGCACAGCCCUGUCCUCACCGGCCCAGCGGAGCUGUGGGAAUCAUCCAGACGUCUGCUUCCCAGGGCACUGCCGGGGGCGCAGAGCCCCGGCCAGAGGGGGGGAGAGCCAGGGGCGCAGAGCCCCGGCCAGAGGGGGGGAGAGCCAGGGGCGCAGAGCCCCGGCCAGAGGGGGGGAGAGCCAGGGGCGCAGAGCCCCGGCCAGAGGGGGGGAGAGCCGGGGGCGCAGAGCCCCCGCCAGAGGGGGGGAGAGCCGGGGGCGCAGAGCCCCGGCCAGAGGGGGGGAGAGCCAGGGGCGCAGAGCCCCGGCCAGAGGGGGGGAGAGCCAGGGGCGCAGAGCCCCGGCCAGAGGGGGGGAGAGCCGGGGGCGCAGAGCCCCGGCCAGAGGGGGGGAGAGCCAGGGGCGCAGAGCCCCGGCCAGAGGGGGGGAGAGCCAGGGGCGCAGAGCCCCCGCCAGAGGGGGGGAGAGCCAGGGGCGCAGAGCCCCGGCCAGAGGGGGAGAGAGCCAGGGGCGCAGAGGGGGGAGACGGGGAGGAGAUGUCUUGACAGCAUCAACAGGCCCGGGGAAAUCCCCCGUCGUGCCUCGACGGUAUCUCCCGCCUGCAGGCCACCUGUCACUCAGCCCGUCCCCGCCCCCUGCCGGUUCUCCCGGGUCUUUAACAGCUGGUCCCCGGCCGCCGGCGGCGAUGGCGGCGGUGAUGGUUAUGAUGAUGAUGAUGGUGAAGGUGAGGUCCCCCUGGCGGUCGAGACCUUCCAGGGGUUUGAGAUGAAGCAGCAGUUCGACGAGGUCGUGCAGGAGCUUCAGCAGUUCUUUGAGAUCGGGAUGAGCGACCCGUUGGACUUGUCGUCGUCUGAUUGGGGGUCGGUUCUGAACGGAGCGGAGGAGACUGGAGCGCCAGGCCCUGGAGGGGAUCAGACGAGCCCUCUGAUGGAGAGCCUCGGGGGGACGUCCUCAGACAUUGAAGCAGCCAUCUCCCUGAGAAUGAAAGACAACGAUGAAGACGGCAGGGGAGUCUGCGGCCUGAUGGCUCAUGGAUGUUCUCCAGAACCAGUGGCCCCUCCUCAGGAUACUGGGACCAGUGAGCCUGACCAGCAGGUCCCCCCCGCAGACUGGAGGCCGCCCUGCCUGGACGGGGAGGACUCAAUGUACUCCGCAGGGGAGCACAGAGAAGAGAAUGAGAAAAAAGAAGACCACAUCAUCCAUCGGGCAGUAUCAGCAGUUCCUGAGUCCAGGGAGAAGAAAGAGAAAGAACUGGUGUGGAGCCCGUCCUUCCAGUCUCAGCUGUCAGGGAUGCAGUACAGCCAACGACAGACCGAUCCACACCGGAGACUGGAGCCACUGAAGACCUGUGCUCGGCCAAUCAGGGUCGGGCUUUCAAAGCGUGCCAAGACCUCUCAUCUGCACCGUAAUCACCCCUACAAGUAAACAGAAUGUGCACCAAAGACCCCACACCGAUGUCCGUGAAGCUGAAGCUGAGAGGGAGUAGCAGUAUCUCUUGUUCUUGUUGUGUUGAUGUUCCAGAUGGUUGAAUUGGUUUCUGAAUGCGUUCCUGCACAUCUUAUUGCAGCCUAGUUAAUCGCUUGUUCAAUAUCAGUCACCAUCAACGGUGAUUCUACCCACUUCUAGAGUGCAUUUCUUCACAACUACAUGGUUUAACUGUUCAGUGGAAAUGCAAAUUCGACAAUCUGAGAAAAAGGAGGUUUGCUCUGCUCUAGCGCUGAUUAUCUCCUAGGACUGCUACUUUUUGGCUUUCCCUUUUGGCCGUUUCCUUAUGUUUUCAUACAACUUGUGUGUGUUCAGUCAAAUUUAAGUUAUAAUGACAAAAUAUGCUUGUUAUUCACUAUUUAUAUGCUGCUGUUGUGUGCAGUUUUAACCUAUUUAUACCUUACUGAAGGAAUCGAUUCCCAUGUAUUUAUACCAUAUUAUAUCUGUAUUUAUUUACCAUAUUUGAUUAGUAUUUAUUUGUCUGUGCAGCGUCACAUUUGUCGCCAUGUGUUGACUCUAUUCAAACUGUUCUGUGUGGGAGUUUGCAAUCAGGGCUGCGAAUGUUAUGUUAUUGAUGCGUUUGUUGAUUCUUUCACCCAACCAUUAAACUGAUU
Gadus macrocephalus (Pacific cod) is the source of this 2480-nucleotide messenger RNA. Its product is annotated as collagen alpha-1(I) chain-like. NCBI's taxonomy places the organism in Eukaryota, Metazoa, Chordata, Actinopteri, Gadiformes, Gadidae. Bases 1 to 1806 code for a protein of 601 amino acids. The transcript is spliced from 4 exons. The record is from RefSeq and is a predicted model, not a curated record.